This is a messenger RNA of Paramuricea clavata, 1695 nucleotides long. The record is from the annotation of a GenBank genome assembly. Lineage: Eukaryota; Metazoa; Cnidaria; Anthozoa; Malacalcyonacea; Plexauridae.
AUGGCACAAUCGGGAGCGAUUCCUAUUGGCUAUGAAAAAGAUAUUGUAAACAAACAACCAAAGCAUCUCUCGUUGCCAAACUAUGGUGGCUCAGAUUAUGCUACAGAAAGGCCUACAAGAAAACAAAGAUUUCUGGAAGUAAAUCCACAUUUGAGAGGGAGGAAUGGUCAAAAUUUUCGAACACGCUUUCAAGAAAGCGUUUUCUCUUAUGAAAGACGAUUUUACGAAGCUGAUCAUACCGUGAGACCGACCUAUUUCGUAGAAAUGAAUCGGUCACAUCGUGUACGGACGGCAAGGAGGUAUCGGAAUACUAGAAACAUUGGGAAGACAGGACACAUUGAUAAAACGAGAACAGGACACAUUGAUAAAAUGAGAAUGAUCAGAAGGAACAGUGCAAACAAACGAAGGCAACGACACUACGAAAGCACAAACGACGACAACAACGACGACAGCAACAACAACAACAACAACAACAACAACAACGACAACGACAACGACAACAGCAACAGCAACAACAACAACAACAACAACAACAACAACAACAACAACAACAACAACGACAACGACAACGACAACGACAACGACAACAGCAACAGCAACAGCAACAACAACAACAACAACAACAACAACAACGACAAACAAAACAAAAUUAUGAAAAAUGCUUCACCCUCGAAAGUAAUGAUCAUGGCAUACCGUCGCUCUGGCUCGUCCUUUAUCGGCGAGAUGUUUAACAGAAACCCUAGUGUGUUUUACCUCUUCGAACCAAUUCACCCGGUAGAGAAAAUCGCCGGUAAGGGAAAAUAUCCACUGUUAUACGAUACGAUGGUCAGCCAUGUAUUGGACGUAAUUUAUACAUGUUCUUUCAACAAACAUCCAUUUUUAGUAGACUUCUUAGCAAAGUCAGCUUUCAGGUUAAAAAGUGAGGCGUUGAAAAGUGGAUUAUGCGGAAUCGACGCAACGCCUCAAAAUAUGACGCGUGAAUGCAAGCCGUUGAACCAAACCAUUUUAAAAGGUUUAUGCAACUCAAGAGACCAUAUUGUCGUGAAAUCGAUCAGAACAACCACGAAAAAGAUAUCGGAGCAUUUUUCUGGCUUUCAAACCGAUUCGAAGUCUUACAAAUUGAAGUUAAUUCAUCUUGUUCGCGAUCCGCGUGCGAUUAUAAGUUCAAGACUUCACAUGUUUAUCCGUAAUAGUAAUAACAACAGCGAAAUUCAACUUAGAGACGAUAAAAAUCUCACAAACGCUUUGAAAAGGUCAGUAUGCGUUGCAUCCGCCAUCUUAUGUAGUCGAAUUCACAGCGAUCUUAAAUAUGGGCGACAAGCAGGUCGUGACCAUAGUCGUGACCAUUACAUGUUGCUACGCUACGAAGACGCCGCAAUGCGACCGCUCAAGAUUUAUGAAAAAAUCUCGAAAUUUUCAGGAAUUAAAAAAUCCAAGAUCGUUGAAGAUUGGCUGAAACGGAACACGCGUGUCGCAAAUAUGCGCAAUGAAAAUGACGAAUACUCGACAACGCGAAAUUCUACUGCUUCCAUUAAUGGCUGGAGAAGACGAAUGCCGUACAAGUUGGUGGCGGAAGUGCAGAGCCAAUGUGAUGAAGUUAUGAAAAUACUGGGGUAUAUCUCUGCCAAAAGCGAACGUGAAUUAAUGGACGUCGCAAAGUCGUUAGCGAGUUAUGACAAGACCAGUUUAUCGUAG